AUGGGAGUUAGUGUUUCAAAGAUUUUUGCUAGAUUAUUCGGAAAGAAGGAUAUGAGAAUUUUGAUGGUCGGUCUCGAUGCCGCUGGUAAGACCACCAUUUUAUAUAAGCUCAAGUUGGGUGAAAUCGUUACCACCAUCCCAACUAUUGGUUUCAACGUAGAAACUGUUGAAUUCAAGAAUAUCAAUUUCACUGUAUGGGAUGUCGGUGGACAAGAUAAGAUUCGUCCAUUGUGGAGACAUUAUUUCCAAAACACUCAAGGUCUUAUCUUUGUAGUCGACUCGAACGAUAGAGAAAGAAUUCAAGAGGCCUGUGAUGAGCUUCAAAAGAUGCUCAAUGAAGACGAGCUUCGUGAUGCCGUCCUCUUGGUAUUCUGUAACAAGCAAGACUUGCCAAAUGCCAUGAGUGUUGCUGAAGUCACUGACAAACUCAACCUCCACUCACUUCGUCAACGUAAAUGGUACAUUCAAUCGACUUGUGCCACCUCUGGUGAUGGUCUCUAUGAAGGUCUCGACUGGUUGUCCAACACCCUCACUGCCUCAAAAUAA
Messenger RNA from Heterostelium album PN500, 546 nucleotides. RefSeq names its product ADP-ribosylation factor (gene arfA). Gene Ontology annotation, biological process: vesicle-mediated transport; intracellular protein transport. NCBI's taxonomy places the organism in Eukaryota, Evosea, Eumycetozoa, Acytosteliales, Acytosteliaceae. Gene Ontology annotation, cellular component: cytoplasm; plasma membrane. Bases 1 to 546 code for a protein of 181 amino acids. Gene Ontology annotation, molecular function: GTPase activity; GTP binding. The record is from RefSeq and is a predicted model, not a curated record. The transcript has 2 exons.